Messenger RNA from Drosophila novamexicana, 5048 nucleotides. RefSeq names its product VWFA and cache domain-containing protein CG16868. The coding region runs from base 113 to 4510 and encodes 1465 amino acids. Gene Ontology annotation, cellular component: voltage-gated calcium channel complex. The record is from RefSeq and is a predicted model, not a curated record. NCBI's taxonomy places the organism in Eukaryota, Metazoa, Arthropoda, Insecta, Diptera, Drosophilidae. The transcript has 5 exons. Gene Ontology annotation, molecular function: voltage-gated calcium channel activity.
CGAGUACACUGCAUAUCGGGAAGCAGCAGAUGCGUAAAAUUAUAACAAGAAACAUUUUUACCUAAAUGACGCGGUAAUCGUUGCUAAUUCAGCCUACCAGGAAAGCAGCAAGAUGUGGAGCAGCAUCGCGUGGCUCCUGCUCCUGGCGGCAACUGCACACACAUCGCCAAACAGUGAACAUGUUCCUCCUCUACCUCUAAACAUAAGCAAAAACACAAACAUAACAAAUGAAACCUUAACUAGCAAUAAUAACAAAGUGCCUACUUCCAACGCUGCCGCCGGCUACAUGCCGCUUCAGCAGACAUCAGCAGGUGUUUUCUUCGUUAACUAUAAUCAGCAAAACUUCGUGCAACUGAGGCACAAUGUGGAGAAUAAGUUGCACAGUAUACGUAAUGUGGAGAUGCUCGUUACCAAGAUACAGGAAAUCUUCGACUCGAUACAUUUUGCCAGUUCUGUAACUACCCGGCUGUCGUCUGGUAACGGCAACGAGACCGUGCAGCAGGAUCUGCAAGCAUUCAGCCAGCGUCUGGGACGCAAGCUGCAAAGGGCCACACAUGUUGUACUGGAGCUGCGUGAUUUAUUGCGUUUUAAUCUAAGCAAUGUGCUCCUACAGCAGCACAGCUAUGACGACGAAGGGGACGAUGACCUAGAAAGUGAAUUUGACUUUGAAGUGGAGGAUGGGGAUAGCAACAAUGCGGCCGUCAACAACGAGCACAUGCAUCUCUACUUGAACACGCAAAUCGAAAACUGUCAACUAUACUAUGAGACCAAUAUGGAUACCGUAUCCUCGGGCUCUGCUCAUUACAAUAAACAGCAAAUACAAAUCUUAAACUAUCUCAAGUCGGAUGAGGCGUCACGCGCCACAUUCCUCAACGAGAACAGUGGACGCUCCCUUGCCGCCAAUAGCUACAUAGCUGAUCAGCUAACCAUGCUGAGGCAGCGCCUAAGCAGUAGCCCAGGCGACAACGAGCCAAGCAGCAGCAGCAGCAACAAAAACAAACCCAGCAGCAGCAGCGUCAGCGUCAGCCACUUUAAGCACAUCUAUUUCCUCUCCAGCAGCGAUGGUGCCUCAGGCAGUGCACAUUUUCGUCGCCUGUACGUUUCGGCUAUAAAGCGCAAGUUUGUGAUGCUACUCAUCGAUGUGGGAUCUGCAUUGAAUGCCGAGCUGUUUGAGAUCACCAAAAGCUUUGUUCAGGAGGUUCUGCUGUUGUUGGAGGACACCGACUAUGUGUCGUUCGUGACUGUUUCCAGCGAGGCCGACUUUAUGUAUCUGGAUGCGUUUCCUGCGGAAGCCGUACACGGCAUAUAUAGCGCUACACGUGCUCAUAAGGACGAGAUUCUUAGCUAUGUGAAUAACCUGAGCCUGGGACGUGGAAUGACCAAUCAUACGCUGGGCUUCGAAUAUUCAUUCGAGCUGCUGCAUCGACUGCAGCAAGCACGGCUGAUUAAUGUUUCCGAGCAACCCAUUGAGUUUGUUUAUGUGACGCGUGGACUGCUAACAAAUCUAUCGGAUGCCAUGCACGUGCUACGUGUCUUGGCCCAGGGCCAGAGUCGUCUGCUGUCGCCAGUUAUCAUCAAUACCUGUGCCGUGGUGCUAGACGAGAAGCGCAUAAUGUACGAAAAACAGUUUCUGAGCGAUAUAGCUACGCAAAACUAUACCAAGUUCGACAUUGAUGUGCGCGCCUGGCUGCCCGCCGGCCAGGAGGCGCAAUUGGCAGGACGCUUCUUUGUGCUGAAUAAGAUGCGUGCGGAAACAAUACCUCGGGCGAGCAGUCGUGUCUUUGGUCAGCUCUUCACAGAGCGCUUUCUCACGGAUACACUGGAAGUGCACCAGCCCGUUGUGGAUGUGGACAGCGGAGACGUUCUGGUUGCCAUUACACAUGCCGUGCCGCCCUACGGCGUUGUGGGCGUCAAUUUGUACUUGGCUGAUUUAUUGGAGGACCUGCUGAACUACCCAAAUGCCUCGCCGGCUGCCAAACAGGGCUUCAGCUAUGCCUUUCUGUUGGAUCGCGACAACGGAAAUACGUUGGCCCAUCCAGCUUUUCCUCGCCCACUCAUACAGCGCGAAACAGCAUUUCCAGUAAGUAUUGCUUACCUCGAGAACGCGACAGACUUUGCCAGCAUUCUUAAGCGUCUGCUGCAUGAGGAGCGCGGCAACGCCAGCACUGCCAUCUACCUGGGUCGCCAACAGUUGUUGCGAACCUAUCACUGGCAAUCCGUGCUGGGCAUUUAUGUACUGUGCCUGGUUAGUACCGCAAGCAUCAGCGGCUCUGCCGCCCACAAUGCAACCGCUCCGCUCCAGCGCUACAAUCGAAUGGAUGCGGUGUCUACCUAUGAGUCUGGAUACUAUGGGGACAUCAAGGACCUGUUGUAUCAUCGGUUGGAUUUGAUGCAAAACGGUGGCAGUGGCACGCCCACAACCUGCCGCUACUUCAGGCAGCUGGCCACAAUGGAUGCACCCACUCUUUUCCUGAGUGCUGCCGCCUUUAAUUCGCCCUUUGCAUUUCUGCACAACAAUCGACCACGUACGCAGCUGCGGCACGUGGAGUCCAUUAUGGCGUAUCUGCGCGACUCGAGUGGCCUGCUGGCUAAUCCCGGCCUGCGUGCUCGCAUACGGCAUGAGGUUGGCGUCUUGUAUCAAGCCAUGCAACUGUUGCGACGGCGGCAUCAGGAUCCGGCUGGAUCGUUGCGUAGUCACAUAAUCAGACGCUACGUAGCCAGUGUCAGUGGCGUGCUGCAACUGUAUCCGGGCUGCCUGUUGAGCAGCAGCUAUGAUGCAACACGACGUCCUUGGUUCCGGCAGGCGAUGGCACAGCCGGGGCGCAUUGUGAGCACGGCGCCGUAUCUGGACGCAGGCGGCGCAGGCUAUAUUGUGACCAUAGCGCAUACAAUAUUCGAGGGCAAGGCGGAUGCACUGCACUCGGCCCAGCAGGAUCGGCCGGUGGCUGUGGUCGCACUGGAUGUACCCUACGCCUUCUACUAUCGCCUCAUAUUGGACAGCACGCCGCUUUGCCAGCUGCCGCACAUGAAGUGCCUACUUUUCGAGCACGAAGGCUAUUUGCUGGCGCAUCCCAGCAUGCUGCAGGUGUCGACAUCGACACGCAAUCAACGCCGCCCGCACGAGCACUUGACGCACAAGGAAUCCUAUCUGGCCAACGAUAUGCUAAACCAUGGACAGCUGGUGCGCAAACUGGGCUGUGCCAGCUAUCAGAAUCGCACGCUGCAACGCUACUACGCCUUCAACACAUCCUUGGCUACAAUUCUGGGCAAUGUGGUGCAUGGAGAGCGCACCAAGUACGCCAUUGGCCUGAUACGGGGCAGCAAUCUGUUCGCGGCGGUGCUCAACUCUAGCUGCGAUGGCGGCGCCUUUUGUCCGUGCAGCACCAUCGAUCGCGUUUGCCUGAACUGCAAGCGUAUGGAUCAAACGGACUGUGAGUGUCCCUGCGAGUGUCCCAUGCUGCCAAGCUCUGGUGCCAGCGAUCCGCACGAUUAUGCAAACUAUACGAGACAAUUUCCCUACUGUUCACCGCCCAGCGAGCAUUUCCUUGCACUGCCGCCUACAACACAACUCUUAACCAGUCUACCAAGCUGUGCCGCUGCUGCUGCUGGAGGCGGCUGCGAGGCGUAUGCUACUCAGCGGGAAUGCCUCGGCGUGAUGGGCUGCGAGUGGUGCCAGCAGGAUGUGGAGGGAAACGGCUUCGGUGCGGCCUUCUGCUCGACACAAGCGGGAUGCUUUAAUGGCGUGCUAGCCUCUCUGACGCCCUAUGGGGAACUGGAUGAAUUGGAGAUGUUGGCCGCGCACAAUCCACAGCGGGAGCAGCAUGCGUACUCCGCCUUUGGACCACUUGGUGGCGCCAUUGUUGUGCUUGCCGUGGUAAUUGGCUUUGCCAUAUAUUGCUACAGGCACAAUUUGGACACACAAGCACAGGAGCAGUUCUACGUGGAUUCGGUGCAGGAGGAGAAUUACGGGCUGCCGUUGUCGCGUUUCAAUUUCGAUGAUUGCCAGGCGCACGAUGAGCCGCCCAUGGGUGGAUACGAUCAUGCUGCUGCCCAGCGUCAGCUGAUGCAUGCCGCUGACAUUUCGCCAUAUCAUAUGUCGAGUGGCAGCAGCUACUAUCGCCGGCCGCCGAAUGGUGAAUCGGAUCAUGGCUAUAGCACCAUGACACCACACGAGGAUAGCUCCGAUCAGCAGUGCUUUACGUUGGCGGAGCCACUGCUGCUGCACGACAAGCGGCACAGCAAAUCGGACACCAUGUCCAUAUCAACAUCCAUAUCGAGCCCAACCAACCGUCAACAGUCCACAACGCAUCCCUAUUUAAGCAAUCAGCCGGCUUCCAAAACGGAGCGCUAUAAACAGCAGCAGCAGCCACAGGCGACGCCAUCGCCAUGUCGCGGCGCAGCUGCUGUUUACGGCCAGACGACACUCCCGCUGGAUGCGGAGGAGCCACGUUCCCACUACAUACUGGCGCCGGUGACGGUGCAUCGGCAUAUGGAAACCGCCGAAACAUAGUCCCAGCUAGUUUGUUAGUUUGCAAUACUAUUAAGACGUCCGCUUGUUUGCCAAUUUGGUUAUUUUGUACUAAGGUCUGGGGGAAGUUCAACUGCCCCAGUGCAGCGCGGUUUGAGCAGCGCUGCUACAGUUUGAGCAGCAUAGGUCGAAGCCUAUCACAUUCACACAUACAAAAUGCCAGCCAAUUUAGUAUUUAAGUCGUUUAUGUCGUUAAUAACUUUGCCAUUUUUGUCCAUAUACACGUUUGCGUGUACUGUAAUUUAUUGCAAAAAGUAUUAUUAUGCAGCUACUUCCAAUAUUUUUAGCAUUUAUUGUUAAGCACUAAAUCAACUAAUUGUACUUAUUGUCAACCGUGACAAACGACUCGAAGCAAGAGUAUGCAUUUUUGUAAUAGUUUUUAAGUCUAUAAAGUUACUAACUAUCGAUUUUAGUAAAUAAACACACACAAAUUGUGUUUCCAAUAAAAUGUUUAAAUUUUACAGAACAAAAAUGAAAAGAACAAAAAAAUCCCUCAGCCUUGAUUUAGAGCGAAUUGUCA